AUGGCUGAAGUAGCUCUUAAAAAAAUAGGUACACACAGUGGCGUUUUCCAUUGUGAUGAAGUUCUCGCUUGUGUUAUGCUUUCUAAAUAUACUAGUGAAUUUAAGGAUGGCAUUAUUACCCGUACUCGUGAAUAAGAAAUUCUUGAUUAGCAAAAUAUUAUUGUUGAUGUUGGUGGUAUUUAUGAUCCUAGCAAACAUAGAUAUGAUCACCAUUAAAGAUCUUUUGUGGACACUUUCAGCAGUCAACAUAAUAUUCGUUUGAGCAGUGCAGGUUUAGUUUACAAACAUUUUGGCCAAGAAAUUAUCAAGAAUGUUGCAUAAUCUCUUAUAGAUGAAAAUAAAGAUAACUUAAAUAUUGAAAUAACAUUAAAUCAAGAAACUCUUGAUAGUUUAUAUUAAAGAAUAUAUGAUGGUUUCAUUUAAGGAGUUGAUGGUUCUGACAAUGGAGUUGAACAAUAUCCUGUAGAAGUCAAGUCAGCUUACUCUAAUCCAACUCAGCUUUAGUAGAGAAUUGGUAGACUCAAUCCUUUGUGGACUGAGAAGAAUACUGAUGAAAAUGUGAGAUUUAGAAGUGCCAUGGAAAUCGCUGACAUGGAAUUGAGAUGGUAGGUUAAAAUUCAACUCUUAUCUGUUUUACCUGCUUAUGAUAUAGUCAAGUAGAGUGUUUUGAAUAGAUUUAACGUUCAUCCUUCUGGUGAAAUUGUUAUACUCGAAACAGUUGUUCCUUGGAAGUCCCAUCUUGAAGACUUAGAAAAGUCAUUAAAUUUAGGAAAGCAAAUAAAAUUUGUUCUUUUCCCUGAAUCUUCUGCAAAAAAAGCCUGGAGAGUUUCAACAGUCCCUGAAAAUUGGGGUACUUAUGAUUUAAGAAUUGGUCUUAAAGAAGAGUGGAGAGGUAUUAAAGAUAUGACAGAACUAAAAAAUGUAACCAAAAUCGAUGAUAUUGUAUUUGUCCAUAAUAGUGGCUUCAUUGGCGGAGCAAAGUCUUAUGAAAGUGUUUUAAGAAUGGCACUUGAAAGCAUUGAAGCACAUAAUGCCAAAUUAAAUAACAAAUAAUGA
Messenger RNA from Tetrahymena thermophila SB210, 1056 nucleotides. RefSeq names its product melanocyte proliferating protein, putative. The transcript has 4 exons. NCBI's taxonomy places the organism in Eukaryota, Ciliophora, Oligohymenophorea, Hymenostomatida, Tetrahymenidae. The record is from RefSeq and is a predicted model, not a curated record. Gene Ontology annotation, cellular component: cytoplasm; nucleus.